This is a messenger RNA of Lachancea lanzarotensis, 936 nucleotides long. Its product is annotated as LALA0S07e02784g1_1. NCBI's taxonomy places the organism in Eukaryota, Fungi, Ascomycota, Saccharomycetes, Saccharomycetales, Saccharomycetaceae. The coding region runs from base 1 to 936 and encodes 311 amino acids. The record is from RefSeq and is a predicted model, not a curated record. The transcript has a single exon.
AUGUUGUUCAGUGAUGUUACGCUUGUCAAUAGUGUAAAAAUUGGACGCCCUCUACUUGAUCCUCUGAUCGACAAUGUUUUAUCUGGUCGAAAUAUGAACAAAACUCAUCUCGUCAUACAGACCAUUCGGUUAACACAGCUCAAGGCAUUCAAGCAAUGGACGCUACUCAAAUGUAUGGUACAGGCUCUUACGUUGAACUAUUCAAGUGGUAUAAAAGUACUAACACAAACCUGUUCCAGCGUUGCAAGACGUGACCUCUACAAUGAAGAUAAUGAUUCCGCGGCAUCAUCUACAAAGUUGGAAGAAGAGAUGACGCCCAAGUUUGAAUUUGUAACGGUGGAUCAGACCAGUGAAACCCAGGGUAAAGAUAUAGGUGAAGGUGCUAUGGUAGAAGAAGAAGUAUUCGAUUUCCCACUGUUCUCCUUUGGCGGAAAUAUGGAUAUUAUAAAUGACCGUGAUCCAUCCGAUGAUCUAUCGGAAAAUCAGGAGCGAUCGAGAGGACGGAAUCCUACGCGGCUCAUCAAAGUUUCACUGAGGGAGGAAUCGCCCGAUCUCGUGCAACAGGAACGGCCUCGUAGCUACUAUUUUGCUGACUUCUCUCAAGACGAUAUCAAAAGAUUCAGAAUCAGUGCCAUAGACUAUGAAGUAGCGAUUCAAGAUCAUACCUUGCCGACGUCUGAGUCUGCUACCGUCGACAAGCGAUUUCCCAUAAAUUUGGAUCAGCAUAAUAAAAAGAUUGAAGCUGAGCGUCUUCGCGAACUCAAGGUAAGGCGAAGACGGCCCGGGAAGAAGCAGCGAGAGGCAAGAAAACAGGGCGCUGAACGAUUAAAACAGAGGUUGCAAAGUGCAAAAGACGUCAAGAAGCUUGUUAAAAAGAAGUUUCACAAGCGUGGUGGUAAAAAAAACCAUAAAACUACCGAGAUGGUGGCAAAAUAG